AUGCCUCGGGCUUUCUUAGUGAAAAAAUCCUGUGUGUCUGUGGGCAAGAGGAACUGGAGUGAAUUGCCUGAUGAAGAGAGAGGAGAGAUUUAUGUACCAGUCUGCCUGGGGGGCUGUGCCCUGGGCAAGGACUUGGAGCCCUCGGUGGCUGAAGCCCCCUCGUAUCCGAUGCCCCUGGACCUGACCCUGCGAGAUCCGAGCUACACGGCUGCCCAGCUCCCUGGGGAGGUGCCCCCAGCUGGGCAGCACAAUGGGUUCCCACGGCCCAAAAUGAAGGUGACGUUGGGCGCGGGGCCGGGCGAGCUGUUCUCCUGCCCCGUGUGCCAGAAGGGCUUCAGCUACCAGCGCAUGCUCAACCGGCACCUCAAGUGCCACAGCGAGGUCAAGCGCCACCUGUGCCCCUACUGCGGGAAGGGCUUCAACGACACCUUCGACCUCAAACGCCACGUCCGCACCCACACAGGCGUGCGCCCGUACAAGUGCCACCUGUGCGACAAGGCCUUCACGCAGCGCUGCUCGCUGGAGUCGCACCUGAAGAAGAUCCACGGGGUGCAGCAGCGCUACGCCUACAAGGAGCGGCGGGCCAAGCUCUACGUGUGCGAGGAGUGCGGCUGCACGGCCGACAGCCAGGAGGGCCACCUGCUCCAUCUGCGGGAGCAGCACCCCGACAGCCCCUUGCUGCGCAAGGCCUCGCGCAAGACGGCUGCCUCCCUGCACAGUGCCCUCCCCACGCUGCUGCAAAGCAGCCCGCGUCUGUGAGAUGUCGCCCCCUGCAGGGCACCCAGUGCCUGGGAGACAG
Molecule: messenger RNA, 799 nt
Organism: Trachemys scripta elegans
Lineage: Eukaryota; Metazoa; Chordata; Testudines; Emydidae
Gene: OVOL1
Product: ovo like transcriptional repressor 1
Exons: 4
Coding region: 1-759 (252 amino acids)
Biological process (GO): regulation of transcription by RNA polymerase II; epidermal cell differentiation
Cellular component (GO): nucleus
Molecular function (GO): DNA-binding transcription factor activity, RNA polymerase II-specific; RNA polymerase II cis-regulatory region sequence-specific DNA binding
Source: RefSeq, a predicted model, not a curated record